This is a messenger RNA of Rhagoletis zephyria (snowberry fruit fly), 608 nucleotides long. RefSeq names its product putative protein TPRXL. Lineage: Eukaryota; Metazoa; Arthropoda; Insecta; Diptera; Tephritidae. The record is from RefSeq and is a predicted model, not a curated record.
AUGGAGCGUUCGGCUGUACGUCGGAGUAAGCGCAAUCAGCCAGAAGGCCUAGUGCCUGCCAUUCAAUCGCCAGGCAGCUUAGCGAAGAUUGCCGCCACGUCCGCUAAAGCUGCCGAACACCAUAGCGCUCCAUCGCCCAGUGCCAUGAAACUUAGUGGGCCGGGCACUCAGCCGUCCAGUGCUCCACCAACCAAUGCCUCGACAUUCAGCGCCUCGCAGUCUAGCGCUCCGCCGNAAUCGUCAGGCAGCUUAGCGAAGAUUGCCGCCACGUCCGCUAAAGCUGCCGAACACCAUAGCGCUCCAUCGCCCAGUGCCAUGAAACUUAGUGGGCCGGGCACUCAGCCGUCCAGUGCUCCGCCAACCAAUGCUUCGGCAUUCAGCACCUCGCAGUCUAGCGCUUCGACAUUCAUCGCUCCGCAUUCUAGCGCUCCGCCGUCCAGUGGUUCCACAUUCAUCGCCCCGGAGUCUAGCGCUCCGCCGCCCAGUGCCAUGAAACUUAGUGGGCCGGGCACUCCGCCGUCCAGCGCUCCACCAAUUAAUGCCUCAGCAUUUAGCGUCUCGCCAGCUAGCGCCCUUCCAUCCUGCGUUAUGCCACCUCCUGCGCCAGC